AUGACUCCCAUUACUCAUGCCGUAAAGAGGCAAUUAACAUUAGCCUUGUUAAAGCCAGACAUUUGUGCUAGUCAAAAAUUGCAAGUGCGAGUUCAUGAAGCCAUCGAGGCUCAGAAUAUUAAAAUUGUAAGCCAACGCCCUGUUCUGUGGACAAAAGAAGAAGCAGGUGCAUUCUAUGCAGAACACAAAGGAAAAUUCUUUUACGACCGUCUUGGGCCUUUCCAAGCUCUAGUUUUGUCUUCACCAGAUGCCAUUAAGGAAUGGCGCGCACUUAUAGGACCAACUCAUCCAUGCCGAGCAAGAAUUCAUCAACCUACAACUCUGAGAGCACUUUAUGGAUUGUCAGAUACCCGCAAUUCGUUCCAUGGUUCAGACUCCGAUGAAACUGCAAAGAAUGAGAUCGCUUUCUUCUUUCCGGAACUGAGCAUUGAUAAUCUCCUGAAAGUUCAAGACUCACAAGCAUAG
Phycomyces blakesleeanus NRRL 1555(-) is the source of this 465-nucleotide messenger RNA. RefSeq lists its product as hypothetical. The transcript has 4 exons. Bases 1 to 465 code for a protein of 154 amino acids. Lineage: Eukaryota; Fungi; Mucoromycota; Mucoromycetes; Mucorales; Phycomycetaceae. The record is from RefSeq and is a predicted model, not a curated record. Gene Ontology annotation, biological process: UTP biosynthetic process; GTP biosynthetic process; CTP biosynthetic process. Gene Ontology annotation, molecular function: nucleoside diphosphate kinase activity.